CAAUAACCUUUAAAAUAAUAAAAUCAUCUUGAAAAUAAAUUAAUAAAUUCUCUGUCAAAAAUUAAAUUUAAUUCAAAAAAAUGCCAAUUGAAAAAAUUCGUGCACGUCAAAUAUUAGAUUCACAAGGUGAACCAACAAUUGAAGUUGAUUUAAUAACAGAUAUUGGUGUUUUACGUUCAUCAGUAUCAUCAACAUAUAUAUCAGAUACAAAUCAAACUGAAACACAAGAAUUACGUGAUAAUAAUGAAAAUUAUUACAAUGGUAAAUCAGUAUUAAAAGCAAUUGAUAAUAUAAAUAAAAUAAUUGGUCCAGAAUUAGUUAAAAGUCGUCUUGAAGUAUGUCAACAACGUGAAAUUGAUAUGUUAAUGUUACGACUUGAUAAUGAUAAAACAAAGCUUGGAUCAAAUGCAAUAUUAUGUGUAUCAAUAUCAUGCUGUAAAGCUGGUGCAAUAAAAAAAUGUGUACCAUUGUAUAAAUAUAUUGGACAACUUGCUGAUAAUAAUAAUUACAUAAUACCAGUACCAAUAUUUAGUAUAAUAAGCGGUGGUAUAUUAUCAAAUAAUACAUUGUCAUUUAAAGAUUUUAUGAUAAUGCCAAUUGGUGCUAAAACAUUUAAUGAGGCUAUGGAAAUGGGUUGUAAAAUAUAUAAAAUUGUUGAAAAUACAAUUGCUGAAUUACAAGAAAUAAAACCACCAUUAGGUAUAAGUUGUAAUGGUAGUUUUAUGCCAGAUUUAGAAGAUAAUAAUGAAGCAAUUAGUAUUAUAAAUGAUGCUAUUAAAUCAUCUGGUUAUGAUGAUAAAAUUAAAAUAUCAAUUGACAUAUCAGCAAGUGAUUUUACAAAAGAUGGACAAUAUGAUUUAUCAUUUAAAACAGAUGAUUCAGAUCCAGAUGAUUAUAUUGAUUCAGAAACAUUAAUUGAACAGUAUAAUGAAUUGAUAAGUGAAUUUCCAUCAAUUGUAUCAAUUGAGGAUCCAUUUGACAUGGAAGAUUGGGACAGUUGGCCAACACUCAUUGAACAAUCAUCAAUACAAAUUGUUGCUAAUGAAUUAACAUCAAUGAAUUAUGAAAGAAUUGAAGAAACUAUUGAUAGACAAGCAGCUAAUUCAUUAACUAUUAAAUUAUCACAAAUUGGCACAAUAACAGAAAUAAUUGAUUGUUAUAAAUUAGCUAAAAAAAAUGGUUUAUCAAUAAUUGUUUGUGCUGGUUAUGGUGAAACUGAGGAUAAUUUUUUAUCUGAUUUUGUUAUUGGUUUAUCUGCUGGACAAUUUAAAGCUGGAUCACCAUGUAGAGGUGAAAGAAUAUUAAAAUAUAAUCAUAUUAUUAGAAUUGAAGAAGAACUUGGUAAAAAUUGUAUUUAUGCUGGUGAAAUGUAUAGAAAUCCAUCAAAAUUAUAUGAUAAUAUUGAUGAUGAUAAUAAUGAUGAUGAUAAUGACAAUAAAACAAAGAUUAAAAAGAAAAAAAAUAAAAAGAAAAAAAAAUAAUA
Aphidius gifuensis is the source of this 1483-nucleotide messenger RNA. RefSeq names its product enolase-like. Gene Ontology annotation, molecular function: magnesium ion binding; phosphopyruvate hydratase activity. The transcript has a single exon. The record is from RefSeq and is a predicted model, not a curated record. The coding region runs from base 81 to 1481 and encodes 466 amino acids. Gene Ontology annotation, biological process: glycolytic process. Gene Ontology annotation, cellular component: phosphopyruvate hydratase complex. Lineage: Eukaryota; Metazoa; Arthropoda; Insecta; Hymenoptera; Braconidae.